Insectozyma verbasci is the source of this 1095-nucleotide messenger RNA. The record is from the annotation of a GenBank genome assembly. Lineage: Eukaryota; Fungi; Ascomycota; Pichiomycetes; Serinales; Debaryomycetaceae.
AUGGAUGAUUCAGUUAGAUCUUUAAUUAGAUUUGUUGGUAGAGGUUUUUAUACAACUCCAUAUGUUUUAAUUCUUGAUGCUGUCCUAAGACAUUCUGUUUUAUCAGAAGAUGAUUUAAUUCAUUUAUUAGGUAUUAAAAGAAAAGAAUUAAGAUCUGUAUGUAAUAAAUUAGUUGAUGAUAGAUUAUUAAUAAAUCAUAUUCAAAGAGAAGAAGGUAUUGGUUUUCAUCAACAAAAAUACGUUACGCGUACUUAUUUUUUCAUUCAUAUUACAGAAGCUAUUGAUUCUAUAAAAUGGAAAGUUCAUUCAAUUGUAAAUAAUUUAAAAAGUGAAAUGUCAAAUUUUGGUAAUCCACAAGGUUAUAUUUGUCCAAGAUGUGGGAAAAAAGUUAGUCAAUUAGAUGCUAUAAGUUUGUUGAGUGAAGAUAAAACUGAAUUUAUUUGUGAUGUUUGUCAAGGGAUUUUAAUUGAAGAUGAUCUGCAUCAACAAGCAAGUUUAAAACAAGAAAGAUUAGAAAAAUUAAUGGCACAAAUUGAUCCAAUAAUUAAAUUUUUAAAAAUUAUUGAUGAUAAACAAAUUCAAGAUAAUGAUUUUGAAUCGAGUUUAUUACAAGCAAUACCUGCACAAUCUUCAACAUCAGCAUCGUAUUCAUUAUCAAAUAGAAUUAGUUCAAAAUCGAGAUCAGCAAAUGCAGCAGCAUUACAAAAUCAAAAUGCGAAAUCACAAGCAACUUUACAUGUUUCAAUUACAGCAAAUGAUGAAAAUUUAGAAAGAGAAUUGGAAGAAAAAGAAAGAAAAAGACAAAAAUUGGAACAAAAUGCAUUACCAUCAUGGCAUUCAAAUUCUACUGUGGGUCAUAUUCUUAAUAAAGAUGAACUGGAAGACAUAAAAGAGGAGAAUAAUGAUGUAAUUGAUGAAGAACCAAAGAAAUUAUCAAUAUCAAAUGCAAGUAAUAAUACUGAUUUGAAAGAUAAAGAAGCACAAGAUGCAUUAGCAGCAUAUUAUGCACAAUUAGCAGAACAACAAAAUGAAGAAGAAGACGAUGAAGAAGAAGAAGAAGAAGAUGAUGAUGAUGAAUUUGAUGAUAUUAUAUAG